AUGUCUACACCUUCCAAGUCUGAGCCUUACAACUACACCCCCAGUCUACCCCAACGCGCACUUGUAUUCGUAUACAAAGGCAUCAAUAAGAUCAUACCAUGGCACAAAUUACCCACCUAUAUCGGUGUCCUUAACCUAAGCGCAUAUCGCUAUGAGCUGCGCUCGAAGAAUCUCCACGACGUGUACCCGUCACGCGAGGAUCAAGGCACGCGCGGCUGUCCUGCCAUCACCGACGAACAAUUCCUACAUACAAGACAUUCGGAUGGCUUGUUCAACGACUUGGAGGCAUCAAAGAUGGGAUGCGUUGGAAUGCGUUUUGGACGGAAUGUUGCUCGCGAGCAUACUGCCAGGCCGAGUCACGAAGAGUUGAUGACACCGAAUCCAAGAUUGAUCAGUGAGCAGCUGUUGAAGAGGGACAAGUUCAAGCCAGCCACUAGCUUGAAUUUGUUGGCCGCAGCCUGGAUCCAGUUGGUACAACAACAUCGAGUUCCACUUCCUGCUGGCGAUGCAUGGAACAGUCCCGAUGGUAAGAUGAAAAUUGACGCCACCCAGGAUGACGAGCCUCUCGACCAGACCGACAACACCUCUCCUGCUUACAAAAAUAUAAACACGCACUGGUGGGAUGGUAGUCAAAUUUACGGCUCGUCCGAAGCUCACACAACUGGUUUACGUCUCGGUGCGACUAACGGCAAGCUUCUCGUCGAUGAGCAAAAGUUUGCUACUUUCCUUCCUCGCGACGCGAAUUGUAUCCCUCAAACGGGUUUCAACACAAAUUGGUGGCUUGGGCUUGAGAUUCUCCACACUCUAUUCGUCCUCGAGCACAACGCCAUCUGUGACGCUCUGCACAUUUCCUACCCCGACUGGACCUCUGAGAAACUCUUCGACACCGCUCGCCUCGUCAAUUGCGCACUGAUGGCAAAGAUCCACACUACAGAAUGGACGCCCGCAAUUCUCGCACAUCCCGCUCUCGAAAUCAGCAUGAACGCAAACUGGUGGGGCAUCCUAGGAGAACGACUCUACAAGCUCCUGGGCCGCGUGAGCAAAACAUCAGAAGCCCUAUCGGGCAUCCCCGGGUCCACCGUCGAGCACCAUGCCGCGCCCUACUCCCUCACUGAAGAAUUCGUCAGCGUGUACCGCAUGCACUCCCUAAUUCCCGACUCCAUCGCCUUCUUCUCCGCCUCCAACGGCGCCCACAAACAAACCUACCCCAUCCAAUCAGUCGCCUUCGAGCACACCCGCACACCCUUUGAGAAAUCUAACCUCUCCUUCGCCGACAUCUUCUACAGCUUCGGCAUCAACUACCCCGGCGCAAUCACCCUCAACAACAUGCCGCAUUUUCUGAAGGACUUGCACACCCCUGAUGGGAGACACAUCGACCUCGGCACCAUCGACAUCCUGCGCGAUAGAGAACGCGGCGUCCCGCGCUACAACCAAUUCCGCCGGCUGUUCCACAUGCCCGCUCAACCCUCGUUCCUCGCCAUUACCGGCGGCAACAAGGUCGUCGCGGACAAACUCGCUAAACUUUAUAACGACGACAUCGAAACGGUGGACUUGUUGAUCGGGUGCCUCGCUGAGCCUUUACCUAAGGGCUUCGGCUUCAGCGACACUGCGUUCCGCGUGUUUAUUCUCAUGGCGAGUAGGCGGCUCAAGAGCGAUAGGUUCAUUGCGGGGGAUUGGAAUACGGAGACGUAUAGUGAAGUGGGGAUGAAGUGGGUGCAGGGGAAUGUGAUGAAGGAUGUGCUGGGCAGGCAUUUCCCGGAGUUGAAGGGGGUUCUCGGGGGGAGUGGGAAUGGUAAGUACACCUCGUAUUUUGAGUAG
This is a messenger RNA of Parastagonospora nodorum SN15, 1818 nucleotides long. RefSeq lists its product as hypothetical. The record is from RefSeq and is a predicted model, not a curated record. The coding region runs from base 1 to 1818 and encodes 605 amino acids. Lineage: Eukaryota; Fungi; Ascomycota; Dothideomycetes; Pleosporales; Phaeosphaeriaceae. Gene Ontology annotation, molecular function: oxidoreductase activity, acting on single donors with incorporation of molecular oxygen, incorporation of two atoms of oxygen; heme binding; peroxidase activity. Gene Ontology annotation, biological process: response to oxidative stress. The transcript is spliced from 2 exons.